AUGGCUUCUCACUGUUUCCAAGAAAAAACAUUUGGAAAGCUUACCUAUUGUGAUCGUUGUAAUGGUUUACUAUGGGGACUUGCAAAGCAGGGUGUAAAAUGUGCUGAUUGUGGAUAUGUUUGUCAUCAAGGUUGUACCGAUUCUGCUCUACCAUGUUCUCAACAAUCGAAUAUACAAACUACAGCUUUUUCGUCACGAGCUCAACAACAUUUACAAAGACUCCGUCAUCUUCAUCCUACAACAACAAAGUCAACCACUUCUACAGAAACACCUAUACAACCACCUUUGGAUUUGGUGAAAGAAUUAAUCACUCCUGAAUACAUUGAAAAAUCUUUAGUAUCAGCGGCUAUUCAAUCUUUUGAUACUUCUUUACCUGUGAACGAUUAUCUUGCUACGUUACCUCCUUUGAAUCCUCAAGCCACUGCCAAGAAUUUCUCUCGUUUUGUUUCUCGAUGUGGUCCUAUAUUCGGCUUUCGGGACAAAGUCAUUCUUUUACUUAGUUGGGAUAAACCUAUUGAUACCUUUGUAGCGCUGGUAGCUUACUGCAUUGUUUGUUUUUAUCCGAAAUUACUUUUAUUCAUUCCUCAAUUGAUUCUUCUUCAAAUUCUGGUAAAUGGGUAUUAUAAACGAUACGGUAGAAAUCAACGGAGACGAUCAAUAACUGAAAGUGGAUACAAUAAGGAUUCAAGUGGUACUUCUGGUGGAUCUAGUCUACGAUCAGCAUUUGCAUUUAAUCUAGCCACAGCGUUAUUUCCAGUGUUUGAUGAAACCAGUCCAGAAUAUGGCCGCAAUCUUCAAAACAUGCAAAAUAUGAUGGGGGAAACAAGUGAUCUUUAUGAUUUGGUACAAUCUCAUGCUCACUAUUUUGACUGGUCUGAUGAACAGAUGUCAUUACAUAUACUUCAAGGUGUAUUGGUAUCUAUGGUAGUUGUCUCUCUUGCAGUUUACUUUAUACCUUUCCAUUUGAUUUGUUUGAUUGGUGGCGUUGGUAUGUUUAUGAUCAACACUCGGUUUUGCAAAUAUUUACUCAAGGAAUGGGUACCAACAUUGACUCUACUUAUUGAAGGUCUAAUGCCUUGGAUGGAAAAACAAAAUAGAAAAUUGGAGCACUUUAUUCAAGAUCAAGAUCGAGUGCGUGAAAUUUCUCUUUAUGAAAAUCAAUGCUUAUCCAAUCAGGAUAAAAAAACUUGGACAGAUAUAAUGCCUAAUGGAAUUGGACCAUGGUCAGAUUAUAGUGGUAAACAUAAAUUACCUUCAAACAAGCAAAAAUCUAUCGCACCUGAUCAUUAUGAAUGGAUACAAGAUGAAUGGAAAUUGGAUACAAUCGGAUGUUGGAAUGAAGAAACGUUAUGUCUCGAACUUUUGAUGAAACCUGAUAAGGAUGGAUGGGUUUACUUUGAUCAUUUAUGGUGUAAUCCAAGUGAUAAAUUCAUACAAGGAAUUACUACAACAAGACGUAGAAGAUGGAAACGGGAAUGCCAACGAAUAGUUUAG
Messenger RNA from Halteromyces radiatus, 1494 nucleotides. Its product is annotated as integral peroxisomal membrane peroxin-domain-containing protein. The transcript has 6 exons. Gene Ontology annotation, biological process: peroxisome organization. Gene Ontology annotation, cellular component: peroxisomal membrane. Lineage: Eukaryota; Fungi; Mucoromycota; Mucoromycetes; Mucorales; Cunninghamellaceae. The record is from RefSeq and is a predicted model, not a curated record. The coding region runs from base 1 to 1494 and encodes 497 amino acids.